AAGAUGGGAACAAAAGUAAGCAUUCAUGUAUUUGAAAUGGCAGGUGGCAAUAUUUUGGAUUGUUAUCAAAACAUGAAUUAGCCAAGAGGGUCUUCUUUCCUGUGAAUAUAUCAUUAAUCAGGAACUAAACAGUUUAGAAAUGAGUUCUUUUCGUAAUAGUAAUAAAUUGGAGGAUAAAUACUCGAAAGAAAAAUCUGAUGUGGUUGCGGAAAAGCACGAAACUGAUAGAUCAAGGUCGUCCAGCCAUGUUAAAGGGAAAUCCCCUCAUAGCAGAAACAGGAAUUCAAACCGAGAGCUAUAUAACCACACCGGUAUUGUUGAAGAAAGGCUAAACUUUUCCGAAGAUCGACAUGUCGCUUACAGAACUGAUGAAAACAAUCGUGAGCGCCAUAAAUCAGACAAAGACAGAUAUCAUGCUUCAAGUUUUGAUCAGCGUGACAAUCCUGAACGAAAUAGUGGUCGUUCAGUUGAAAAAGUAUCUUAUCCUUAUAAUUUACAUGAUAAGAGGAUUUUUUCUAAAGAAAAUAGACCGUCAGUCAAAAAUAAUCGUUCGGGUGAAGUUUUCCAUGAUAGGCAAAUCGACCCAAAAUUGGCCCAUAGUGAUCGUACAGUAGAUUUUCAUAAUGACAGGCAAAUCGGCACAAAAUUAUCUCAUGAUGAUCGUACGAUAGAAGAUAUUCAUUACGAUAGGCAAUUCGACUCAAAGUUCUCUCAUAAUGAUCGGUACAGUGAACGUCGAAAUUUUGCUAAAAGUCGUAGCCGUUCUCCCACAAAAAUUGAUAGUACCCACCAUAAAUAUCCUGACUCGAAAUCAACUCAAAUGACUGAACAUCGUCAUGACAGUACAUCCGAUAUUAAUAAAUCAUCGACAAAAUCCUUUGAUUUCCAUAAUUCUAAUGAAGGCAAGCAUUUCAGUGACAAACCCACAUAUUAUAAUAAAUCAUUAGAAUUUAGGCAAAAAGGUUAUCAUUACACAGAGAGACAUGAUGGAUAUAAAAAUAAUAGGAAUAAUUCAUCAUUCAAAGAAAGUUAUAAUACAAAUGAUGAGAGACACAUAUCAUUUAAAAAUCCAUCUGUUUCGGGGGACGACGAGUUUGUUGCCAGUCUUUUACAAAAAAUUGAUUUUUUGAGUAACCAAGUAGAUCAUCUAACUCAAGAAAAUGAAAAUCUAAAGCUCUCAUUGAAAGAGGAGUCUGCAGCUGAAAUAUCUAUAAAAUUUGGCAACAAAAGGUUUGAAGAAAAGUAUCUGCCGAUUUUAAAGGACAUAGCUACUGAUUUGAUUACUGGACGUUGUAGUGUCAAAGCACUGUCUUCAUUUUUAAAGACAACAGAUGCUACUGAAUUGCAAUCAGAGAAUUGGAAUUUAGAGGGGGAGAUAUUUUCACUGGACAAUUCCUGUGAAGUACCCAAAGAAAGCUCAUCUGUUCCUAGGUAUGAUCAGAGUUUUAAUGAAGUUUUGCAAAAUUCUGAGUUUUCCCAAGAAAGUGAAACUGAUGUCAAAAGCAAAGAAUGUAAAGCAAGUACAAAGGUUUGUUUUAAUUGUGAAGGAGAUCAUCUCAUCAAUGAAUGCCCACUUCCGUGGGAUAGGAGAAAAAUUGCUAUUGCUAGAAGAAAAAAACAAUCAACUUUUGUGUCAAAUAAACGCUAUCAUGUUUAUGAAAAUCAACAUUCUAAAUUUAAGCCUGGAGUUAUAAGUGAGGAGUUGAGGAAUGCUCUUGAUCUAGGAAGGGAUCAAAUUCCGUUGUAUAUUUAUCGGAUGAGAAUUUUAGAUUAUCCCCCAGGCUGGCGUGCCGAAGCUGCUAUCGAAAGUUCUGGUAUUGCAUUGUAUGACUCUGAAGGUAUUGCUCAACCUGACGAGAAAUGCAAAAAAGAAAAAAAUAGCGAAAGUGCAGUACAGUAUGAUCACGAUAAACUAAUAGAUUACCCAGGAUUCAAUAUUCCUCUAACUCCAGAUCUCACAGAUGAAUUUGAUGUUUUAGGAUUUCCUCCAUUUCAAGAGUCACAGUUGCGUACUUAUGUAGAAGAGACCUUGCCAAAAGCAAUUGUGAGGAAAUACAUUCAUAUUCCUGAUUAUUGUGAUUCAAACUUUUUUCCAGACCCAUCUGUAAUAGAAUUAAAAGAAUUCCAGCCUCCUUUACCUGAAGAUAAAGCGCCGCCCCCUCCACCCGAAUUUUCACCAACUGAGAUUGUGAUUGCUUCACCAGAGUAUUCACCAUUCUCUCCAUCCUCUUCACCCUCUUCCCUUUGUUCACCAAAUUCACCUAAAAACAAGCCUGAUCCUCCCGAAGCUGAAAGCGACAGUGAAGACUGCGUGAUUUUGGUCGAGCAAGAUUCCGGUGGCGAUUCUCCGAUUCCGAAUCCCGACUCGAAUAGGUUUGGAGCUAUCAUGGAACCUUUUACACUGAACGAGGACUCGUCAGGAGGUGACACGUCACCCUCUUUGGUGGAACUGGAAGAAAUAAAGAAAAGACUGGUCAUGGCGCUCGGCAUCGACGCGGAGCCGUCGAGUCCCGUUGCGGUCGCAAAUGAGGAUUCUGUUCAGUCGCUUAAAACAGUGGAUUCUGAUACAGUGGAAAACACGAAUGAGUUUUCAAAUUUAAGUGAUAGUAGUUUUUCUUCAAAAGCUAGCACUAGUGGAAAGUCUGUAAGUAACAGUGGAAUUCUGCCAAGGACAGAUAGCAUUGGCAGCAAACUAGUUUCUCUGGGGACGCCAUCCAUUUCAAGGCACAGUUCAUUCACAAGACUGCCAAAUUAUGAAAACUUUUCAAAAAAUGUUACGUCUCACAUGGAUUUUGAGAACCUACCUAGCUCCGUUGGUACUUACCAGCGGAUGAAGAAAGUUAUUAAGAAAGUCAAGAAUAAGCUCAAUUCUCUCAUGCAUUGAAAUAGGUAUUUGGAGUCAAAAGAAUUGUUUUGUUGAAAUGUAUAUUUUUAAAGCACAAUUCAUAGGGGAAAAAGUGCCAUGUCAUUGAACUGUGUUUCGAAACCUCAAUUUCUUAGGUAACUGUUAUACAUAAUCAAGGUACUUUCGGUAAUGUUAUUUCUGUGGAAAAAGAAUGAUAAAUUUUACUUUCUGAUGUAAAGCAUAGUGGAUAAACGUUUUAUGUGAUAUUUUGAUAAUUUUUAGAAAAUCAGCUCUACAACUUUAAACAGAUUCUUCUACUAAGCUUUUCAUUUCAAUGCACUUAAUGAAAUUCCAGGUAAUUUUAUUUCUUUGGGAUAAGAAUAAUACAUUUUAAAUUAAACGUAAAACUUUGUGCAGGAAUCGGUUAUCUGAAAUUUUAAUCUGAAGUUUCAGUGUUUGAAACUAAAUUACCAUUAUUGCCCAUUUUCAACUAUGCAGAACACACAUUUGGUAUUCAAUGUCUUUAGUACUGUUUAUGAAAUAUAAUACUGUUUACUAUUUACCACUGUUAACAAUUUUUUUUCUUCUUUCAUUUAGAUUAACUUUAAAAAAAACUGCAAUUUUAUUAUUAUUGAGAAAAUUAUAUCUUUGUUAAAAAUUUCUCUGCUUUAAAAAUAAGUACAAACAAAGUGCAGUAAAGUUAUGUGUCUUUUAAUGUAUUAAUGUUAAAAAAGUAUAUAAUUUAAAAAUAAAUACUAACAAAAAUAUUGUAAAAUGAUGUGUCUUUUUAAAGAUUAAUGUUAAAAAGUAUGUAAUUUAAAAAUAAAUGCAGCAAAAUACAAGUAAAGCAGUGUUUAUAUGUCCUUCAUGUAAUUGGUGUAAAAAGAUAUAUGAUUAAAAAUAUAUAUAAUUGAAAAUUUUAAUAAACAGUUUUGGUUAUUGCUCAAGAGGACUACUCAUGCAAACUUGUGUGACUGUAUUUUUAAAGUUGUAUAGAGUGCUAGGGAAAUCCUAUGCAGCAUUUAAAUUAAAAAGCAAUAUCAAUGAUAAAAAUUAAUUCUUUAAAGGAAAAGAAUCUUAUAGGAAAGAAAAGAUAAGAAAGAAAACUAUUUUUUAAGUAUUAGACAUAUUUCUUUUCUACAUUGUAAACAAUUUUAAUUAAUUGCAACUUAAUCUUUAAGGUAAUAUUUAGUACAUAGUACUUUGGAAAACAGUAUCAGUACUUUAUAUAAAUUUUCAAAAGAAAAGAACUAUAUUAAGUUAAAAGAAACAUGCCUUUACUCUGUAUUAAACAUGUCAGCAAAUAAAAAAGGGUAUAAUUUGUUCUAUAUAUGAAUGAACCACAAUUAAUGUAACAAGAACAGACAUGCUAUAAUUUUGAUUUUAUAAUCAAGAACCUUCCUCAAUGUCGAAGCAAUGCAAUGUUUUUAUAGCAUAAAAAAAUUAAAUUAUUCUGUUUUUGACAGUGAGAUAGAUUUUUGCAUAUAAAAUCGAAAAUAUGUCUCUAUUUUUGUUCUGUUAUUUGCACUUCAUGUUGUUAAGCACUAUUUUUAUUAAACAUGUAGUUAAUGUUUUACACAGUUUUUCUACAUUGAUAUUGUUUAAAUUGAUUUUGUAAAAUAAACUCAUUUAAAUUUAGUUCUUUAAAUGUUUUUUCGAUAAUUGUUAGACAAACAAUGAACAAGGUUUCCCAAUCGAGCGUAUUUCAUCUUUUAAAAAAAGAUGAAACUUAUUUAAUUAAUUCAUCAUUACUUGGAAUAUUUAUCAAGUAAAUUCUUGUUUGAUAAAUUCGCCAUUUUUAUUUUAUUGAACAAAGUUAAGAUCUAGAAUUUAUUAGUUGCUGAUAUUCUUUUACUUUAAAGCAACACUGAAAGAAAGAGAGAUAAUUGUAAGUAGAAAAAGAGUAGCUAAUUGUAAUUUAAGAUUGAAUGUUUUUUAGUAAACUUAAAAUUGUAACUUAAUCUAUAAAUUCUUUUAUCAUCUUUCUUUAUUGAUGUAAAAAUCCCCUUAAUUGAUAAUUCAAAUUUUUGUUAGGUAUGGUAUGCUAUUUUGAAUUGCACUGUUUGAGAAUCAUUCUGAGUUAUUUGACUUGAAAUGAUAAUUUUAACUGUAAUAAUUGACAAUCUGAAAUGGAUUUUUUUCUUGUUUUUAUUUUUUUCCCCCCUUAUCAAUAAAUGUGGUAUGCUAUUUUAAACUGCGGCUUUUAAAAGUCAUUCUAAAUUAUUCAGUUUAAAACUAUAUUUUUAUAUUAAUUGUAAUAGUUUAUAAAAUGCAAUAACGAUAACUUUCUUUUUUACUUAAUAAAAGAAUAUUAUAUGCAACUUAGAGCAUUGAUGUUUAAAAAUUCUUCUAAAUUAUUCAUUUUAAAUCUAUAUAUUUUGUGUAUUGGCUAUAAUAAUUUGCUUUUUUUUUUUAAUACAUUAGAUUUUUUUUUGGGAGGGGGGGGGGGCUUAACCUUUGCCUAAAAUCAAAGCAACAAAUUCGUAUUAAAAUAGAUGCCAAUGAAUUAUAGUUGGGAAGACACAAAUUGCAAACCUAUUAACAGUGCUUUAAAAAAAAGAAAUUAUAAAAAAUAAUAAUUUAUUUUCCGUUAGACUAAAGUUUUUGUGAAAAAUGUCUUUAUGGCAUCUCCUUAAUAAAUUAUGUUGAGAAUAUUUUUUGAUUCAAUUUUCAGCAAUAAUUACAAACCCGCUCAAGAACAUUGUUUUACCCAAUACUUAAAAAUAUUCUUUGAUCCCGCGUUCAUGAAUAUGAUAAUACUCUUGAUUGAUAAUAUCAUACUAUUAUUAUUUAUAGUAUUAUAUAAUAUGAUAGUAUCAUAUUCUAGAAUACUGAAUCAAAGAAUAUUAUAUGAUAUCGAAUAUGAUAGUAAGGAAUAUUUGAUUUAUUCUAGAAUACGACAGUCACGAAUAUUCUUUUAUUUAGUGAAGUAAGACUGGAUAAAACUUAAAAGAAUUAUGUACUACGAAAAUGCUGUUGUAUUUUAUUGAAAGAUAUAUUUUUCUAAUGGAUACAAGUAUAAAUUAUUUUGAAAUACAUUUCUUGCAAUGAAAUCUUCAAUGUGCAAGAAAAAAUUGUAUAUUCUGGUAUUAUAGAUCAUUUUAAUAUGUAGUUAUUUAAAUAUUGCUUGUUUAGCAUAAUUGAAUUAAAUAUUUAAUAUUGCAUUUAAAUAUUGCACUCUGUAUUAGUCAAUUUUUUUUUCAAUCCUCUUACUAGUAGAUAAAGAUUUUUAAACUACUUUUUGAUUUGGUAAAUCUUAAAAUGAUAUUAAUGUGUGUUUGGUCUGAAAAUCCUUUAUGCAUAGAUAUAUAAAGACAAUAAUAUUAUGCACAAUAAAGACAAAAAGGAUAAAAAGAAAAGGGAGAAAAACAAAAAAAAAUUAAAAAGUUUUAUUCACUGUACAUAAGCUGCAAGUAACUAAAAUAAAAACACAUGCUGUAUUUUAUUUAAACAUAUUUUUAAACAAUUUAUUUGAACCAAGGCUUUAUUUUCAAUAACAAUUUUUUGUUUUGUUGAGAAGUUAUCUAAACAAUGAUUGCAAACAAUAGUGAAUUUUCAAAUUGAUCAGGAAUAAAUAAUAGAUUAUUUUGCUACUUUUAAGCUUUAUGUGGACCCUUUAAUUGUCACUAUUCUUCAAAAAUAUUUUCUUUUUUCUAGUUUUAUAACUAAGAUGUAUUCCAAUAUACUUUAAACUUAUUGAAUUCUUAAACGAAGAAUUAAAGCUAAAUCAAUUAAUAUUUUGUUAAAAUGUUUUUUAAACAAUUUAUUUGAAUGUUGGCUUUAAUGUUAGAUUUUAUUUAAAUGUAAAGAUGUUUUUUUAAACCUAUUCCAGACUUGUUAUUAUUUUAUUUUCAUAGUGUGUAAUAAUUCAUGUAUUUGGGAAUGAAAAAUUAUUGUUAUAAUUUGCACUUAUUAUGUGUUGUUUAAUUGAAAUGCAUUUUUAAACUUACCUGAAAUAAAGAUUUAUGUCAGGUUUUAUUUCAAUAUUAAAAAGAAAGUAUUUUAAACUAAGAAUUAUCUAAAUAUAUUGCGAAUUAUAUAAAUAAUGAUUUAAUAAACUUAGUGCAUUUGUAUGCCUCGAAAAUCAUUCCAUAUAUUGGACCUUUUAUUUUUGUGCAUUCAUGAGCUAUCAAAUACAAAUUAUUAUUUAAUAUUUAGUUUAUCAUAAACUUUAUAUGUUUUUCUGAUAGUUCAAUUCUGUUUUAGAAUCUUCAAUGAAUUUAAAAUAAAAAAUUAUAAAUCAAAAUUUAAUUUUGUAAAUAUUGCCUAUUUGAUUUUAAUAAUUUUUGUACUAAAAAUUCUGUAUGCAUGCUUAUUUGCAAGUUUUGAAACGCACAAAAUAAACCUAAAUGAAUUGUUUAA
This is a messenger RNA of Parasteatoda tepidariorum (common house spider), 7207 nucleotides long. RefSeq lists its product as uncharacterized. The record is from RefSeq and is a predicted model, not a curated record. Gene Ontology annotation, cellular component: catalytic step 2 spliceosome. Lineage: Eukaryota; Metazoa; Arthropoda; Arachnida; Araneae; Theridiidae. Gene Ontology annotation, biological process: RNA processing. Gene Ontology annotation, molecular function: RNA binding.